Molecule: messenger RNA, 998 nt
Organism: Lolium rigidum
Lineage: Eukaryota; Viridiplantae; Streptophyta; Magnoliopsida; Poales; Poaceae
Product: endonuclease 2-like
Exons: 9
Coding region: 1-888 (295 amino acids)
Biological process (GO): DNA catabolic process
Molecular function (GO): nucleic acid binding; endonuclease activity
Source: RefSeq, a predicted model, not a curated record
AUGGAGCAACGCACGGAGGUGAUCCUGCUCCUCCUCGCCGUCGUCGUCGCCGCGCUCCCGGCGCCGUCGCACGGCUGGGGCGUCGACGGCCACCUCAUCAUCUGCCAGAUCGCGCAGGGCCGGCUGAGCGACGCGGCGACGAAGGCCGUGAACGACCUGCUGCCGUCGGACGCCAGCGGCAACCUGAGCAGCCUGUGCUCCUGGGCCGACAAAGUCCGGUUCAGGUACCACUGGUCCGCGCCGCUGCACUUCAUCGACACCCCCGACAACCUCUGCACCUACAACUACGACAGGGACUGCAAGGAUGAGGAGGGCGUGAAAGACCGCUGUGUCGCCGGCGCCAUCAACAACUACACCUCCCAGCUCCUCACCUACGCACCAUCAUCAUCUUCUUCUUCCCGUCAAUAUAACCUGACGGAGGCACUUCUGUUCCUCUCGCACUUCAUAGGAGACGUCCACCAGCCACUGCACGUCGGAUUCAGCUCUGACAGAGGAGGCAACACCAUCGACGUCCACUGGUACAGGAGGAAGACCGUGCUGCACCAUGUCUGGGACGUGAAUAUCAUCGAGACGGCAGAAAAGGACUACUAUGAUCAAGGAACGGACGAAUUCGUCGACGCUCUGAACAAGAACAUAACGGGAGAGUGGUCAGGGAAAGUGCGGGGGUGGGAAGAGUGCAGCAAGAACCUGACGGCGUGUCCUGAUAUAUAUGCGUCUGAGGGCAUCACUGCAGCAUGUGACUGGGCAUACAAGAAUGUGACGGAAGAUUCAACUCUAUCAGAUGACUAUUUUGAUAGCAGGCUGCCAGUUGUCAACUUGAGGCUGGCCCAAGGCGGCGUCCGAUUAGCCGCUACACUCAAUAGAAUAUUUGGGCACAAGGCCAAGUGAUCUUUUUUUAAGGUUGCCUAGUGAUUCUUUGUACUUGGCACAUUAUAUGCGGGGUGAUUUUGUAUUCUUCAUUUUUCAUGGUAAUAAAGUUGAAUGCAUCCCUUUCUAUA